AACCUAAACGUCACGUCAGCUGUUUUCUAGUUUUGUUGACGACUGGUCUGACUCUGAACUUUCUCAGCUGUUCAGUGUUUUGGUUAAUUCCAACGAAUCGUUAUCUCAUUCCAUUCAUCUGAUUUAACAUGUCGGAACAAGAGGCAGCGACUUCAAGUGGCGAGAACCCAAUGGAAAUUCCCGAAUCCCAAGAAAAAAAGGAGGAAUUCGUCGAACCCGAUGCAAAAAAACGUAAAAUAUCCAAGCGAAACGACGAGACAACAUUUAAAUUGGAGGACAGACUGGGCGGUAUCCUCUGCUGCGCAGUUUGUCUGGACCUUCCCAGGGCCGCAGUUUAUCAGUGUACCAACGGGCACUUGAUGUGUGCCGGAUGUUUUACGCACGUGUUGGCGGACGCCAGGUUACGGGACGAGACCGCCACGUGUCCCAGUUGCCGCGUCGAGAUCUCGAAAACUUCGGCAACCCGUAACUUGGCCGUCGAGAAUGCCGUGAGCGAGUUACCGAACGAGUGCCAGUUUUGUAACAAGGAAUAUCCGCGAAACUCGCUCGAGAGGCACGAGGAACAGGAAUGCGAAGAGAGGAUUUCCGGUUGUAAAUUCUGCCGCAUAGGGUGCCCAUGGAGAGGUCCAGAACACGAACGUCAAGAGCACGAGAACCAGUGCGCCCAUCCACACCGUACCGGUGCGGAGGUGAUGGACUCGUUGCUAGUGAUGGACCAAGAGCAGGCCGAAGAGAAAAAGCUCUACGACAACAUUUUUGACUUGUUGGGGUAUGAGAAAAUAGCUUUUAAUGAAAUUCAGUUGAAGCCAUAUCGUACAGACGAGUUUGUGCACAGACUUUUCUACGAAUCCUCUCGGUUUUCGGCAUUUAAUAAUCAGUGGGUCGUAAAGGCCAGGAUAAAUAACUGCCACAAAGACCCUACUCAAAGUUCAGAACGUGAUAUGACUUAUCAGGUUUCGUCUGUUUCGUUUCAGUUAAUUUUAAAAUCAAAAUCCCCUACACCUUUAAGCUUAAACUACGUAGUUUUAAGAGGACCGGUGGGCGACAUCAAAGUGAAACCACGCAUAUACGAGUUUGACUUUACAGAACAAAAUAACGAGAGCCCGUACGUGUCCCUGCCUUUACCGGACACCGCGGAAUGUAAUCGACUGUUGGCUGCGAAAACGAUUAAUUUCAGGUUGAUAAUGUUUUUAGCUUCCAAGUAAGACAUAACAUCUCAAAAGUAACCCUCGCAACGCACGUGUUGCUGAAUUAAUUUCACUUUUGAAAACAUUAUUGUGCUGUAAUAAUGAAUCCUAAGGAUUUAUGACAUUAAUUUUAAAUCGACCGUAUAUAUCUUUUUAAAUGAAGGAUCUCAGACUCGCUAGGUUUAGUAAUUUCGGUUGUUCGCCCAUUGAUGUAAGUCGAUUGCGCUUGAUAUGAAACUUGAAGAAUAUUAUUAAAUUUUAAAAUUCGCUUUGACACUACCGUUCAUUGUGCAAUAAAAAAUCAUUAAUUUAUUGUUAAGUAAAUUUUUCAUAUUUUAAUUGUUUCUUUAUAUAUUCUUCGGCUUUGUUCUUGCGCGCUUUUAUUUAUAAGGAUAUUAUAUAAUUUAAAAUAUAGAUUAAUCUAAUAUAUUAUUAUCUUAAUUUGCCAAAAGUAUUUAUUUAAACAUAUAUUGUAUAUUUUCACUUUGUUAUAGUUUUCUUAUAGUAAAUAUGGAGGCCAUAUUUACAUUUUAAUUAUUAAGGAUUUAUAUAAUUUUUUUUUAGACCUUAGUUUCUAAUUGUUCUCCUUUUAUAGCUACAGACUGCUCUGAAUUUUAUUAAUUUUAGAGCUUCUAUUUUAAGGGAAAUGGUGUUAAUAGAAUUUUAAUUUUUUAGUUUCAACAUACAAAUAAAGAUCUAUUUAACUGCA
Messenger RNA from Anthonomus grandis grandis, 1896 nucleotides. Its product is annotated as cysteine and histidine-rich protein 1 homolog. The record is from RefSeq and is a predicted model, not a curated record. The transcript is spliced from 6 exons. The coding region runs from base 129 to 1205 and encodes 358 amino acids. Gene Ontology annotation, cellular component: nucleus. NCBI's taxonomy places the organism in Eukaryota, Metazoa, Arthropoda, Insecta, Coleoptera, Curculionidae.